CAUCUGUACUUUUCUCUGAACCAGACGCAGAUCUAGUCGGUUAUCGAUUAUAUCUGAGUUCAACUAGUGUGGUCUGACACCGUCCAGUCUGUGCAGUCGAGCCCAGGCUCAUCGCUCCUGCUCCUGUUGACGUGGUAACCGUGACUGUUAUCAGUUGAGCUUAGGUUCCUGUUAUUCAUGACCAAAAGUUAGCAGAGUCCUGCUGUUAAAAGAAGGCAGUCAUGCUGGACUUCGCUAUCUUUGCUGUCACGUUUGUCAUCAUCUUGGUCGGCGCUGUUCUCUAUUUGUACCCGUCAUCAAGAAGAGCCUCUGGCAUCCCAGGUUUCAACCCCACAGAUGAGAAAGAUGGGAACCUGCAGGACAUUGUGAACAGAGGUAGUCUGCAUGAGUUCCUGGUCAGUCUGCAUCAGGAGUUUGGCUCGGUGGCAUCCUUCUGGUUUGGCGGGCGGCCCGUGGUCAGCCUUGGCUCCGUGCAUCAACUACAGCAGCACAUCAACCCAAACCACUCCACUGACUCCUUUGAGACCAUGCUGAAGUCGUUGCUAGGUUACCAGUCUGGCAUUGGAGGUGGAGCCAAUGAGAGCGUGAUAAGGAAGAAGGUGUAUGAGAAUGCCAUCAACACCAUGCUGAAGAACAACUUCUCUCUUGUGCUUAAGCUGGUGGAUGAGUUGGUGGGAAAAUGGAGGUCUUUCCCUGAAGAUCAGCACACCCCACUUUGUGCCCACCUGCUGGGCCUGGCCUUGAAGGCUGUCACCCAGCUGGCCCUGGGAGAACGCUUCAGAGACGACACCGAAGUCAUUUCCUUCCGCAAGAAUCAUGAUGCGAUCUGGUCCGAAAUUGGGAAGGGCUACUUGGACGGAUCCCUGGAGAAGAGCUCCAGCAGGAAAGAACGCUAUGAGAAGGCUCUGUCAGAAAUGGAGUCCAUGUUGGUGUCAGUGGAAAAGGAGAGAAAAGCUCAGCGGAGGCAGACAGCCUUCGUGGAUUCUCUGCUUCAGUCGAGUCUCACAGAGCGACAGAUCAUGGAAGACUGCAUGGUUUUCACUCUCGCUGGAUCUGUGAUCACUGCCAACUUGUGUAUCUGGGCACUUCACUUUCUGUCCACCUCAGAGGAAGUCCAGGACAAACUGUACCAGGAGCUGGAGGACGUCUUGGGGUCUGACCCGAUCUCUCUGGACAAAAUCGCUCAGCUCACAUACUGCCAGCAGGUCCUGAAUGAGACGGUGAGGACGGCCAAACUAACCCCUGUCGCCGCUCGGCUUCAAGAAGUGGAGGGCAAAGUCGAUCAACAUGUCAUCCCCAAAGAGACAUUGGUGAUCUAUGCCUUGGGAGUGGUCCUGCAGGAUUCAGAGACCUGGAGGACCCCAUACAGAUUUGACCCAGAUCGGUUUAAGGAGGAAUCGGCGAGGAAAAGCUUCUGUCUUCUGGGAUUCUCAGGGAAUCAAACGUGUCCAGAGCUCAGGUUUGCAUACACUGUAGCUACUGUGCUGCUCAGCACUUUGGUGCGACAGCUGAAGCUCCACCAGUUGAAGGGCCAGGUCAUGGAGGUCAGAUCGGAGCUGGUCUCCACACCUAAAGAUGAAACCUGGAUCACUGUCAGCAGGAGAAGCUAGAAGGGGGUAGGAGUCCUGUUCCAAAACGGCAAUACAUUCAGAUCAAAAAACCUUACCAGCACUAAAAAUACUCCAGAGGAUCCAUUUUUCUUCAAUCACACUACUCGCAUUCGCCUUUGUCUUAAGUCCUUUUGAAAUGAAACUCUUCUCUUGUGUAUACCUGAAGAUGACUUUGUCUUUGGUGGAAUUAACUCAUUUUGUUUUGCAUAAAGGUUGCGCCGCCACAGUAUUCCCAUGACUGUCUUUUCAGGUGCUUUGUGAAGAGACGCCUUAAGCACAUGAUUACCUUGUCUUUCUGCUGCUCACAUUUGAACUUGUUGAAAGACUCCGUCUGUUAGAGGAGUGGGAAAUCAGCGCUCUGAUGCUCUACGACGUAGGGAAACACAACUUGUGCUGCCAAAAAGAUUCUUUGUAAUUCCAAGAACAGCUGCUGUGAGUGGAAACUCCCAGUGGCUUUGGCCUGUGUUUAUUAAAAGGGGUUUUUUGAAAGACAAGGCUGCUGACAUUGUAGACAUUUCAUUCCUUUGUAAAACACAGAUGCAUUUUACACUUUAUUAAAAUGAACAUGACAAUGUGCAGAA
Molecule: messenger RNA, 2191 nt
Organism: Sphaeramia orbicularis (orbiculate cardinalfish)
Lineage: Eukaryota; Metazoa; Chordata; Actinopteri; Kurtiformes; Apogonidae
Gene: cyp20a1
Product: cytochrome P450, family 20, subfamily A, polypeptide 1
Exons: 13
Coding region: 222-1610 (462 amino acids)
Cellular component (GO): membrane
Molecular function (GO): monooxygenase activity; oxidoreductase activity, acting on paired donors, with incorporation or reduction of molecular oxygen; iron ion binding
Source: RefSeq, a predicted model, not a curated record